AUGGAAAGAAAUAUUAGUCUAGUAUUGGUAUAAAAUAUUUGAUAGAAAGUAACUUAUACAUCUAUAAUUUCAGUGUUAAAUAAAACAAAAAUAAUAUAUUUAAAAACAUUAGAUACUAUUGAAUAUUUUAUAGAUUAGAAUCAAGAAUUUAUUUAAAAAUACAAAUAAAACUGCAUUUCAAUGUGAUAUAAGUAAUCCUGAAUUUAGAAAUUAAAAGAAUUAGUUAUCUUUGAAGUUGAAAUAUUAUCUUUUAAUUAAUUGGGAGGAAACUAUAAAUUAAAAUGAAUAAUUUUAUUAAAAUAUAUUGAAGAUACUUGAUGGAUGUUAAGCAUAAAAGGAUUAAAGAUUUAAAAUAAUAAAGGAUCUAACAGAAUUUUAUUAUAUUAAUAUGAGUUUCUUUAAAACAAUUCAGUAUCUUAAACUUAAUUCUUCUGAAUUGUUGAAAAAAAAAUGGAUAGUAUUAAGAGUAAAAAGUAGAUAAUAUAGAAUCAGCAGAUAUUACAUAUAGAAUUUUGUUUAAUAUUUGUAUAUUAAAAAUAUAGAAAAUUGA
This is a messenger RNA of Paramecium sonneborni, 550 nucleotides long. Lineage: Eukaryota; Ciliophora; Oligohymenophorea; Peniculida; Parameciidae. The record is from the annotation of a GenBank genome assembly.